AUGCCACGGCGUCAAGCUGCAUUUGAUGAUUAUGCCUUUGCAGUUCCAAAUAUCAUCCUCUCCUCUACCGAUGCAGAUUUUCUCGACCAUCUGAUACCUGUGCUCAAAGAUGCUACGCAUUCCCGACGAACCCCAGUCUUGAUACAAUGUCUCACGAGAUACUCUGAGGACCGUGAAGCGGAUAUUGAACGCAUCGGUCUGACCAAGCACGAAGAAUUUCUAGAUUCGGUUUCUAGAUUGCAACAUGUUCGCGAAGACACUGUCACCCUUACUACAGAGAUUCUGAAACUCAAUCAGUCUAUUCAGGCCAGCACAGAAAAAUUAGCUGAGCAAAAGGGUGCCUUGGUAAAUACAAAAGCCAUUCGGCAGAAUAUCGCUGAUGCCACCGUGGCUCUAAAGGAUUCAUUGAAGGUCCUCCAUGUUGUCAAUCAUGCCCACGACCUUAUUCGCCAGAAGAGCUACUAUUCUGCUCUAAAAUCCCUGGAUGAUCUCCAGAACGAGCAUUUAGUUCCUAUAUUACAGAAUCGGUACGCCACGCAGCAUCGCUUGGCUGAUGUCAUUCAGAAAUCACUGCCUGGUUCUCGGAAAGCUAUAUCGGAAGCUGUCAUGACCGAUCUCAAUACAUGGUUGUUCAGAAUCAGAGAGACAUCACAAUUCCUCGGCGAAGUUGCAUUUUACCAUACAGAGAUGCGUCGGUCGAGGCAACGAAAGCGGGUCGAGGAUGACCAAUUUCUAACUAAUUUCAAGCUCAACUCGUCUAUCGAACUUGUAUGUGACGAAAGCGAGGAAUUUGACAUACUGGACAACGAGGAACUGCAAGUGAAUUUUACGCCUCUCUUCGAAGCAAUGCACAUUCACGACGCAUUGGGCCAAAGUGAACGAUUUCGUGCAGAAUACGCCGCUACCAGGAGACAACAGAAGGACCUUCUUCUACCGAGCUCGGUUGAGUUGUUGACUGACGAUGAGUCUUCAUUAAGUAGCCUUUUGGAAGGUAUCGCGGGAUUCGCUAUAAUCGAAAAGGAAACCAUGCGCAGAGUACCCCAGCUACGCUCCGCUGCCGACGUCGAAGAGCUCUGGGAGUCAAUGUGCAGCACCGCCAUUAAUCUCACCUCACGAGCAUUAAACGAUGUGGGCAAUGCUGAGGUUCUUCUCAAGAUAAAGGGAUUUAUCGCCCUAUUCAUUCAGACCAUGGAGGGAUGGGGCUACUCAAUAUCCACUCUUGAUACAUUUUUGCUGGCAUUGUUCGACAAAUAUGCCGAGCUUCUCAAGCAUAGAUUUAGCGAAGAUUUCCAGGAGAUUGUAUCUACGGACGACUACAUGCCAAUGGCCAUCAAUUCUCGGGAGGAAUAUGAAAAGGUAGUCAACGUGAGCUGGUUCAUGCAAACCCAAGAAAUUGAUCACGUGACGUUUCCUUGUGUUUUACCCUUCUCACAGAUGUAUCCUCUUUGCUGUAUCGACGUUCGCAAUUUUCUUAACCAGUUCUAUUUCUUCUCCGAUGAUCAUUUCCAGCAUGCGGAAGUAAUUGAUGAAACCUUGAGAAAGUCGCUAGAUGAGCUUCUCACUGAAAAAGUCUGCCGUUCCCUAGUUGAGAGACUCUCUACCCAAUAUUUGGGGCAAAUUGUGCAAAUCCUCAUCAAUCUGGAGCACUUUGAAAUCGCCUGCCAAGAACUCGAACAGCUACUUAUCCGUGCUCGGUCGUCCACCUCUGCCGGUGGGCCGUUGAAGUUGAACGCAACGGAAUGCUUUCGCAACAACAAGAAAACCGCCGAAAAAAGAAUUUUUGAGCUCGUCAACAGCAAAAUUGACGAUCUGGUCGACACGGCAGAAUACGAAUGGUUGGCGGCAACUGUGGCUCCGGAGCCGAGCAAUUAUAUGCAAACCUUGACUCGCUACCUCUCCAAUAUUAUGAAUUCGACAUUGUUAGGCCUGCCACGAGAGAUUAAGGAGUUAAUUUACUUUGAUGCCCUGUCUCAUGCUGCCAACAAAAUUCUGGCUCUACCCUUGUCCUCCGAGGUCCAACAUAUCAAUAGCAACGGAGUUGCUGCAUUGGCUCUGGAUGUCCAGUAUCUGACUGAGUUUGUCAGCAGUUUGGAAAAUGGGCAGAUGUUGCGCGAAAAUUUAGAUGAGCUCCAACAGACUGUGAGCCUGAUGGAAUCGGACAACCACGACGAAUUUUUCGAUAUAUCCAUUCGAAACAAGAAGUACGGUCGCGUAGAUGCGUUGAAUGGUCCAAUUCUUUUGGAAAAGCUUACUUCUGCGUCACAACUUGGUGGCAGAGCCGCGCCAUUGUCAAACCUAUCAUCCCGAUUUGGCAUGAUGAAAUAA
Pochonia chlamydosporia 170 is the source of this 2325-nucleotide messenger RNA. Its product is annotated as exocyst complex component Sec15. Gene Ontology annotation, biological process: exocytosis; Golgi to plasma membrane transport; intracellular protein transport. Gene Ontology annotation, cellular component: exocyst; membrane. The transcript is spliced from 10 exons. NCBI's taxonomy places the organism in Eukaryota, Fungi, Ascomycota, Sordariomycetes, Hypocreales, Clavicipitaceae. Bases 1 to 2325 code for a protein of 774 amino acids. The record is from RefSeq and is a predicted model, not a curated record.